Penaeus vannamei (Pacific white shrimp) is the source of this 549-nucleotide messenger RNA. Lineage: Eukaryota; Metazoa; Arthropoda; Malacostraca; Decapoda; Penaeidae. The record is from RefSeq and is a predicted model, not a curated record.
AUGUUGCAAGCGCCCUCUCCGUUGCAGCUGCCGUUCCGCGACCAGGCCAUCCUGCUGGAGGAGUCGUGGAGUGAGCUCUUCGUCGUCGCCGCCGCCCAGUGGUCGCUCCCCCUCGACGAAGGGAGCCUCGUGCGGGCGUCAGGGGCGUCGCCGGAGCAGCAGGCGGCGCUGGGGCGUGAGGUGGUGGCCAUGAGGGACAUCAUCACCCGCCUGCACGCCCUCAGGGUCGACCACACCGAGUACGCUUGUCUCAAGGCGCUCAUUCUCUUCCGCCCAGAGGCCAGAGGCUUGCGAGAUGGCUACGGGGUGGAGGUGCUGCAGGACCAGACGCAGCUGAUGCUGCAUGAGUACCUGGCCAGCAAGGUGUGCGGCGCAGGGGGGCGUGUCCGCGCAGGCAAGCUCCUCCUCCUCCUGCCCGCCCUCGGCCACGUCUCCGCCUCCGCCGUUCAGGAGAUUUUCUUCAAGAGGACCGUCGGCAACACCCCCAUCGAGAGGGUCCUCUGCGACAUGUUCAAGUCCAGCUGAGAGUCGGCAAUUUCGCGCUGCCAG